Messenger RNA from Tuber aestivum (summer truffle), 1102 nucleotides. NCBI's taxonomy places the organism in Eukaryota, Fungi, Ascomycota, Pezizomycetes, Pezizales, Tuberaceae. The record is from the annotation of a GenBank genome assembly.
AGCCGAGGCGUGGGUUGUCCUCGUUGGACCUUGCAUGGGAGGAUGCGGAGAGACCGGUGUGGAGGAGCACCACAUUGGACUUGUCCGCGUUCAUCUUGCCCCAUGUUUCGUAGGCUAUGGUGGACUCCUUCAGUCUCCCGCCAUAGUCCAGCAAUAGCGGCUCCUUCGACGUGAACUCCUUGUGCACACCGGUCGUGUAUGAAGGUUCAGGGCCAUUUGUCAAGGAGCGCGACACGAUCUCUUGAGUCCUCGACUCCACAGCGUCCAGGCAUGGGAAGGACAUUUGUGGGUUCGACGCCGUGGACCCGGAAGGCAUGGGCGGGGAAGCGGCAAAGCUGUGGAGUGGCCGCCAUGGGUCUGUUAAUAACGAGGAGGGACAUUUCCGUAGCCUUGCUGCAUCGGCAAUGGAAGUGAUGCUUGUACGGCGAGGCUGCACCGCAUAGCGAAGCAAGCUUGAGAAUUGAGAUGGCAUGUUUGGUUAGAAAUUACGAGGUCAACAAGGUGUUUCCUCCUAUGAUAUCUGCGAUAAGGGUGCUUCAGGAUGAGGGUGGAUCUUGUCUUGGAAAUUUUUCUUUUUCUUUAAUUCUUUUUUUCUUUCCUUCUUUCUUACUUUUUUUUUUUCUGCUAUGCGCCCCUGCGAACAAACACGAUAUGAUUGGGUGGAGGUUUGGAUCCCCUAUCGAACCGGUAUUAUUGACGAGGAUUGGGGGUGGAUUGCGGGGCAGGGGCGGGGAUGGACGGGAGGGGGCUCGCGCAGGUGGGGGAAGUCUGCGGGGAUGAUAUGAUACAAGUAGACUUCACCAGAUAGCGAAACCCUUUGUCGCAUUUUCCAUCCAAUUUUUUUUCUUUUUUGGAGCCCUCCAAAAGAAAAAAGAAACCAGGAUGACGCCAUCCCUUAAGAAGCACACGCCCCCACUGCCCCCAUCGAUAGUCCCGUCAGCCAGAACGAGAAGGGAAUCUUCAAGACUCUGCGGCACUUGUAUGAUACGAGCACUUUGAUGCGUUGCUCGAACACCUCCAGCAUGUUUGAGACAGGCAACUCACAAAAUCCUCGUCACAUUUCGCCCCCUGAUCUGCGAUGUGCUCACCUCCAGGCCUUGUC